AUGAGCUCCAAUUUAUUUAAGCAAAUUCCUUUUGCAAGAGUACCCCUUGUCAGGUACUCUGUUGCUUCCAAAAGAUUCAAUAAGGCCGAAGUUCAACUACUCAAAGAUUUUCCAAGUGUUGGUAAAAAAGGUCAAAUUCUAAAAGUUUCACACUCUUUAAUGAGAAAUAAACUACAUCCUCAUAAUGGUGCUUGCUAUAUAGUUCCUGGUCAAGGUCCAAGAAUACCAAUCUAUAAAGAACCAAAGAAGGUAAUCCGUGUCGCUCCUAAACCAAGUAAAGUGGGAACUCCAAAUGCUCCAGCUCCAAAGAAAAUCUCUAUUGAUAUCGAAGGAUUAUUACUAAACAUUCCAAAAGAUAAUUCAAAAACUUCCAGUAGAAUCCAACCAUCAAAGGCUAGCUACUCAUUAUUCAAUUUAUCUGUCAAUUUAGGUGAUUUGAAAUUUAAAGUUCAAGAAGAAGAUGGUAGCUUGAAGACUCCAAUUGACAAAAGUGCAAUCGCUGCACAAAUAAAGAAAAUGGUAAACAUAAGUGUCCCAGAAAGUGAUAUUACUUUAAAAAUCAAAAGAGAUGUCAUAAGUGAAAUCACAAAGACUGGUGAAUAUAGAUUGGAAAUAGGAACAUCAGAAAAGGCUAUUAAAAAAAUCUUUGUUGACGCUGAAUUAUGA
Hansenula anomala is the source of this 666-nucleotide messenger RNA. RefSeq lists its product as uncharacterized. The coding region runs from base 1 to 666 and encodes 221 amino acids. NCBI's taxonomy places the organism in Eukaryota, Fungi, Ascomycota, Saccharomycetes, Phaffomycetales, Wickerhamomycetaceae. The record is from RefSeq and is a predicted model, not a curated record. Gene Ontology annotation, biological process: translation. Gene Ontology annotation, cellular component: ribosome; mitochondrion. The transcript has a single exon. Gene Ontology annotation, molecular function: structural constituent of ribosome.